This is a messenger RNA of Diversispora eburnea, 1835 nucleotides long. The record is from the annotation of a GenBank genome assembly. Lineage: Eukaryota; Fungi; Glomeromycota; Glomeromycetes; Diversisporales; Diversisporaceae.
AUGUCUACCACUUCAGACAAGGAAAUAGCUGGAGAAUCAUAUCCCGGUCAUUCAAAAGCUGUCAAAGUGCUCCCACCGUAUGCGAAAAUCUGGGAAAGAAAUAACGGUGCCUGGAGCCAACGCUUUUUGUUGGAAGUAGAAAAAUUGGGGACAGACGUAAUAGAAAAGGUGAUGUGUCCUUUAAUUCUCAAGGAAAGAAUGAAAGGGCUACUCUUGAUGCGUAAAUCCCGGAUAGAGUAUGGGUGCCCUCCCGCCCGAGUGAUGGUUAAAAACGAGCUCAAAGAUGUGCAAUAUUUGAAAGCAUUCUGGACAUCAAUAAUUCAUCAACGGAAUCAGUUAUCCGUCAAGGAAAUUUUUGAUGAUGGGUCCCUUCACCUUGUAGAAAUUGCCGGAAGAUCACAAAUUCAAGAAAUCGAGAAUUUGUACGAUCUGCCAUCAAUAAAAGAGCAAACAAAAAACGUGGGUGAAGAGAUCCAAGAUAAAUUUCAGCCACCAUCAAAAAGGCUAAGAAAAGAUGAUCCAGAAAAGACACCAGAGUUGGAAGAAGCCUUGGAUCAAAACCAUGAUGAAAUUGACAACGAGCAUUUAAAAUUUGUACUGCAGUUUUGUGUGCCUGAUAAAACUGAAGCCAAAGCUCAUAAUCCUGAAUCCGCCAAAUCUGUGAGAAAUGAUCAAAAACAUAAUGAGUAUAUUACCGCUAUUAAAGCUGUCGAAAAUAUCCAAAAAAGAAACGAGUUUGCACAUAAUAAUCCACUCUGGUGGGGUGUUUUAGAUUUUCGUGAGGAGAAUAUCUCCCCUUGCCCAGAUCAUCCACGCGCCAAGAAUUUUCUUCCAGAAGGCGAAAUUAAUCAUUUAAUGGAUAAAUUAAAAGAUACAAUUAAAGAGGAAAAAGCAAAGAUCAAUAAAUCAGUUGAAUCUUUUUUAGAGGCCUUGUCAUUAUCGGAUAUUAUUAGCAUCCAUCAUCUUGCUAAAGAAUGUGGAGCCCGUGGGGUUUUUGGAGUGCGCAACCUAUUGCAAAAAUCAUCCGAAGAAAUGCAGGACUGUGAUAAACGAAAUAUCCAAGAUUUUCUCGUAAAUGUAGAUGUUGAGGACGAUGCUACCAUUUAUGUUGGAAAAUGCAUAGAUGAUGUGUGGAUUAGUCGUUUUUCCGGAAAAUGUCAAUCCGAGCGAACCGUUGAUAUGUUUAUUGUUGGACCCUAUGCAAAAACGCCUUGUACUCUUUUUCUAUAUGGUGAAAAUAGAUCAGAAGCUGAUCGCGAGGAUAAAGUAGAACGUUCCGGAAAUAGCCGUGUCGGAAAAGCAUGCGACUACUUAUAUUGGUGUUCGUCCCGGGAAUCGGGAAUCGGAGAAAAUAGUGGACCAGCCCACAAAGAUAACCAUGAUAAAUCGAUCACCAACUUCAUUGAAAUAAUUAAAGUUGCAAAGUCGCAACACAAGAAAUUUAAAAAUGCUAUAAUAGAACAAUGCGGUUUUAAACCUCUUCCCGAAAAUUUACAGGAAGGAAUGAAAUCCAUUUUUAUACCUUGUUUUCAAGUUAUUUGUAUGAAAAUCAGAUUUUACCUUCUUUUCCAAAUAAAUGGUGACCUUUAUGGUAUCUGGGAUUGGGCCUCCGAAUUAUUACCGGCAAAAGACGAAGAUAUCGGAGAAGUUGUUUUAUUAUGCAGAGCAUUUUUAAUCCAUGCUAAACUUGUAGAACGGGUCGGAAGAAUGACAAAUAUUUUAUUCAAAAGGGCUAAAGUAUUUAAAUUUAUUCCUGAAGAGUUUUCCCAAGAAUCUGUAAAAUUAGACCAACAACAAACCCCACAGAAAAAAACUAAUCGGCAAGAACGCGAAAC